AUGACAUGUAUUACAAUAUUUGUAUCUCUCAAUACGCAUUAUUGGAUACGAAAUAUGGGUGAAAAGGAAUAUCGAGGUCUUAUAGUAUCAUGCUACGAUUAUGGUCAUGAAUGCCAUGAAAGACUUAGCACUAGACGAGUACUAUGGUUUUUUUAUAUUGUCAGCUUAUUAACUUUUACACUCGAAAUAUUAAAUAUUUGUCUUUUAUGCAAACGAAUACGAUCUCGUAUUAAUCUCGUUUUAGAGGAAUUAGCUAUUAUAAUAAGCUUGCUAUUUGUAUUAUGUACUAGUGGGUUUUUGAUUGUUGGAUUUUUUGUAAUUAUGGCAAAAUUUAAUGAACAAUUUGAUUGGUCAUUUUUUAUAUUUGUACUAUCAUUCAUAUUAGGUCUUCUUGAUUUAAUAUGUUCAUUAGUUCGAGUGGUUUCCUAUUGCCGUGAUAAUUCAUUUCGCUCAACUUCAAUAACAUAUACAUCAACAGAUAAUCACGGAUCAGUUCGUAUUCAAUCAUAA
Molecule: messenger RNA, 510 nt
Organism: Rotaria socialis
Lineage: Eukaryota; Metazoa; Rotifera; Eurotatoria; Philodinida; Philodinidae
Source: the annotation of a GenBank genome assembly